AUGAAAGGAAAUGCUAUAUGUUGGUCUGUGCCUAUGCCCAAUAUAUAUAAAGCCUUACCUCCUACACCAGAGGAAAUGAACGAAGUACUUGCAUUUGUAUAUUUAGGGCCAGAAAAGCCUACAGAAGAUGAUUAUAAACGUACCCCAUUACUAGUACGCAAAAAUAAAGUAAAGAAUGCCUUGGAAUGGCUCAAAUUAAAUCAUGAUCAAUAUCAUGAUUUGACAAUAGCUUAUGAUGUGUUGGACCGAUAUUCAGAGAAUACACCAAUAGUAGUCACUGAUUAUAGACAUUCUGAUAAUCCUAUACAGCCGGAAGCAACUGCAGUGACAGGAGAUGAGUCAGAAGAAGGAACAGAGACAGGGCCAUGUACCUUUCAAGUUCAUGGCCUAGUGGGAUCUGACUUGGAGCACAUGAAUACACAGCAAUAUAAGGCAGAGGCAUUGAAGCAUUUAUUGCAUGGAGGUACCGCCCUGGGUAUUGGUAGGUCAGAAGAACCUGAAAGUUUAUGGGAUAAUCCUACUUUGUAUCCUCAAAUAUUCCCUUGGCUAUUUCCAUAUGGUAAAGGAGGUAUUGGUCAUGCACUAGCUAAGAAUAAGGUAGAAGAUCACACACGUAAAGGGCAAUUACUACUUUACCAUGACAAA
Messenger RNA from Stereum hirsutum FP-91666 SS1, 645 nucleotides. RefSeq lists its product as uncharacterized. The record is from RefSeq and is a predicted model, not a curated record. Lineage: Eukaryota; Fungi; Basidiomycota; Agaricomycetes; Russulales; Stereaceae. The transcript has a single exon. The annotation marks the transcript as partial.